AUGGCCGACUUUGUUAGACUGUCCAUCUUUGGCACCGUGUUCGAGGUCACAACACGGUACACCGACCUCCAGCCUGUGGGCAUGGGCGCAUUCGGACUCGUAUGCUCGGCUCGCGACCAGCUAACCACGCAGGCCGUCGCCGUGAAGAAGAUCAUGCGUCCGUUCAGCUCCUCGGUGCUGGCCAAGCGCACGUACCGCGAGCUGAAGCUGCUGAAGCACCUGCGCCACGAGAACAUUAUCAGCAUGAGCGACAUUUUUAUUUCGCCGCUCGAGGACAUCUACUUUGUCACCGAGCUGCUCGGCACCGACCUGCACCGCCUGCGCCAGUCGCGCCCGCUGGAGAAGCAGUUCAUCCAGUACUUCCUCUACCAGAUCCUGCGCGGCCUCAAGUAUGUGCACUCGGCCGGCGUCAUCCACCGCGACCUCAAGCCGUCCAACAUUGUCAUCAACGAGAACUGCGACCUGAAGAUCUGCGACUUUGGCCUGGCCCGCGUGCAGGACUCGCAGAUGACCGGCUACGUGUCCACCCGCUACUACCGCGCGCCCGAGAUCAUGCUGACGUGGCAAAAGUACGACAUUGCCGUCGACAUCUGGAGCACCGGCUGCAUCCUGGCCGAGAUGUUUGAGGGCACGCCGCUGUUCCCCGGAAAGGACCACGUCGACCAGUUCUCCAUCAUCACUGAGCUGCUGGGCACCCCGCCCGACGAUGUCAUCCAGAGCAUCGCCAGCGAAAACACCCUGCUCUUCGUGCAGAAGCUUCCGCAGCGCAAGCCCGUGCCCUUCAAAACCCGCUUCCCCGACAUUGACCCGCUGGCCAUUGAUCUGCUCGAGAAGAUGCUGGUCUUUGAUCACCACACGAGGAUCACCGCCGCAGAGGCCCUGGCACACCCGUAUUUGGAAACAUACCACGACGAGGCCGACGAGCCCAUCGCCGAUAGCAGGUUCGAUUGGUCUUUCAAUGACGCUGACUUGCCUGUCGAGGAGUGGAAGGUGAUGAUGUACAACGAGAUUCUCGACUUCCUCAACGUCUCCGAGGGCCCCACAUCCAUUCCGCACAUUACCGCUGCCCCACCUGAUCACGCUGCUCAAUUGUUCAUCCUUUUAAUUUGCGUCGACGCCUCACAUCACACACAUCAUUGCACAAGAUAA
Molecule: messenger RNA, 1149 nt
Organism: Kickxella alabastrina
Lineage: Eukaryota; Fungi; Kickxellomycota; Kickxellomycetes; Kickxellales; Kickxellaceae
Product: mitogen-activated protein kinase sty1
Exons: 3
Coding region: 1-1149 (382 amino acids)
Biological process (GO): protein phosphorylation; osmosensory signaling pathway; stress-activated MAPK cascade
Cellular component (GO): cytoplasm; nucleus
Molecular function (GO): ATP binding; MAP kinase activity
Source: RefSeq, a predicted model, not a curated record